Thyridium curvatum is the source of this 324-nucleotide messenger RNA. RefSeq lists its product as uncharacterized. Lineage: Eukaryota; Fungi; Ascomycota; Sordariomycetes; Thyridiales; Thyridiaceae. The coding region runs from base 1 to 324 and encodes 107 amino acids. The transcript has 4 exons. Gene Ontology annotation, biological process: mitochondrial electron transport, ubiquinol to cytochrome c. The record is from RefSeq and is a predicted model, not a curated record.
AUGAGGCCUACUCAGAUUAUGCGCGGCGGUGGCGGUGACGGCCCCAUCGGAAAGUACAACAAGUUCAUUGGUGGCUGGGGCAACUUCGGUGGCCUCCCUCAGCGCGGUAUCGUCAGCUAUGGCAUCAGCAUGAACCGCUCCAACCCCUUCGCCGGUGCCGCUCACGACGCCGUCUUCAACACGUGGAGGCGAUUCAGCAAGCAGGUCUUCUACUGGGCUCCCCCUCUGCUGGCCAGCUACUACAUCAUGCAGUGGGCUACCGAGCGGAACGAGUACCUCAACUCCAAGGCCGGCCGUGCCGAGUUUGCCGAUUCGGAGGAGUAG